This is a messenger RNA of Triticum dicoccoides, 1024 nucleotides long. RefSeq names its product UPF0548 protein At2g17695-like. The record is from RefSeq and is a predicted model, not a curated record. Lineage: Eukaryota; Viridiplantae; Streptophyta; Magnoliopsida; Poales; Poaceae. The transcript has 4 exons. The coding region runs from base 142 to 831 and encodes 229 amino acids.
GUCCCCGUCCAGUGCAGGCUGCUACUGAGAGGCUGUGAGACCUCGCCACGGUUCCCCUUACCGGCCGGUCGCCGCAGCCGCCGCAGCACUCGUCGGCCGGUCGCCGUAUCGGCCUUCCGUUCCCUUGAGUUCCCAGAAACCAUGGCAUGGGGAGGCCUCUUCUUGAGCCUGAGCCGCCCGACACCGGAGCAGCAGAAGUCGUGCCUCGCGGCUGCCGGCGGCUUCAACUACGACGCGGAUCUCCACGGCGCCACCCACCCGAAAUCACCAGCCGCAUUAACAACCUCUGAAGACACCGACAGGGCGCUGGCCGACCGUGGCUUCUCCGUGAACCGGUCGCGAGUCCUUGUCGGCUCCGGCGCCGACGCCUUCCGCCACGCCAAAUCGGCCCUCCUCUCCUGGAAGCACCUGGCGCUGGGGUGGGCGGAGGCGGAGCCGGGCACGCCGGUGAAGGCCGGCGCGAGGUUCUGCAUCUGCUACAGGGAGGUGGUCCCCUGGGUGAUGUUCCCGCUGCAGAUCGCCUACGUCACCGACGACAAGUACGAUGGUGGCAAGCGCGGGAAAGGCGGCGGCGUGUUCGCGUUCGGCAGCGGCACCCUGCAGGGCCAUCUGCUGGCCGGGGAGGAGCGGUUCUCGGUGGAGGUGGACGCGGAGGAGCGGGUGUGGUACGAGGUGGUGUCCUUCUCCAAGCCGGCGCACCCGCUGUCGGCGCUGUGCUACCCGUACGUGCGCCUCCGGCAGAGGCACUUCGCGCGGGAGUCCGGCAAGGCGGUGCUCAGGCACGUCGCCGCCGCAGCCUGCUCGCCGACUGCGACGCCAACGACGCGGUGAUCAUCGGCGUCCUAGCUGCGGGGCCGGGAGGCUAGGCUGUGAUGGAGUAGCUCCAUUCUGUGUAUACAGGGGUGUUAAGAUCAAAUUUCUCGUCUACAUGUGGCAGCGCGAGGAAGAACACCAUUUUUUUUCAGGCACCUGUGGCAGCACAGGCGCUCCUGAACAAAUCAUUUUCCGUUGGUUGUUUCGUUCU